AUGCCAUCGGCCUUCUGCUUUGUUCCAUUACUGCGUAGACCUCCUCUUCGUAUCCGAUGCAGCACAUACUCUGAAACACUGUUGAUUGUUACUUCUGCCCUUGGUAGAAAGGUAUCGGAGGGCACUCUCAAUUCACGACCUGUGAGUAUUUUGAACGGCGAAACGCCUGCUGACGCAUGGGCUGUGGCCCUGUACGCGAAAUGGGCAUUUUCCAGGUUCGGCAGAAGUCAGGGUGCAACUAAACGAUCAAUCUCUUUCAUUGUUUUUAACCAGCCCGGUGCUGUUGUGGCCGAUGAUGCGUUCCUUUCCUUCCUUCUUUGUUCCGUUGUGAGAGCAUACCGCCCACGGCUGCGUCGCUCGCGUCCGUAUUUGCUCUCUCCCUCCGCUAUCAGUAAUGUGAGUCAGCUGUGCAUGGAUAUGGCUAUGGAUUCAGAAAGAGAGCUGCAAAUGUCAUCUACGUCUUCUUUCGGUGGUGGAACAGCUAUGCCGGCUUCAGUGCCUUGCCGAGUGGAAAAGCUUUUUAGUAGCAAAGGAAGAAGUCUCUGGCUGGAGCCUGCUCUUCGUGCCGCAGCAUUGUUUGAUGUCCAUGUCGUGGGUGAUGCCGGAGUCAAUUGCAGCUGCAAACAAAUCCUGGAGGACAAAGGCGUUGUGCAAUUGGUCAUCGGUGUAACUUUUAGCGCUACCAUCUCUGGUUCUGAUGAACUCUAUGCAUUGGAGGCUGUCGAUCGUAUGCUGUGA
This is a messenger RNA of Echinococcus granulosus, 738 nucleotides long. RefSeq lists its product as hypothetical. The transcript has 7 exons. The record is from RefSeq and is a predicted model, not a curated record. NCBI's taxonomy places the organism in Eukaryota, Metazoa, Platyhelminthes, Cestoda, Cyclophyllidea, Taeniidae. The coding region runs from base 1 to 738 and encodes 245 amino acids.